AUGGUCCACGAACCGACGCGGAAACGAAUCCUUCUCGUUCGCCACGCUCAGGCCGAGCACAAUGUCGCCAGCGACUGGGAGAUCCCCGACGCGCCCCUCACCAAGGUCGGACGACGACAGGCUGGCAACCUGCAUGCAGCAACCCGCACAGGACUGCAGGCGACCGCUGAACUUCUGGUCACUUCACCGAUGCGUCGCGCGCUUGAAACCACGCUAGUUGGCCUCCCCAACCUGAAGGAGCGCCUCGAAGCUCAAGGCAAACCGACCAUUGUCCUCGACCUUGCCCAGGAGGUCGGCGAUGAGCCGUGUGACGUACCGCUUCACCCGGUCGAGGCGCUUGCUGCCUCCAACGACGGCAUGUUCCAGCGUGCCGGGCUCGACUUCAGCACGCUGUCGCCCGACUAUGCAUCCAAGAAGGGCAUCUUUGACCCUGACAACACCGAAGAGCGUGCGCGCCAGCUGCGCCAGUGGCUCCGUGCCCGCCCCGAGCGUGAGAUUGUUCUCGUCGCCCAUGGUGACAUCCUGCGCUACCUCGUCGACGGUUACCACUCGUCACGGCGGUGGGAGCACUGCGCCGUGCUCCUGACGACGUUCGAGACGAACGAGCACGACUGGGACGCGCGCCUCGUCGAGGUCGGUCCCCGCGGCAUUGUCGAGCCGACGCGCCGCCCGAACCACGUCUUCUGGUCCGACAUUGUCGAGCGCAUCGCGACGCCGACGAUCGAGGCUCCGAAAAUACUCUCCUGCUGA
Trichosporon asahii var. asahii CBS 2479 is the source of this 750-nucleotide messenger RNA. RefSeq lists its product as uncharacterized. Lineage: Eukaryota; Fungi; Basidiomycota; Tremellomycetes; Trichosporonales; Trichosporonaceae. Gene Ontology annotation, molecular function: phosphatase activity. Gene Ontology annotation, cellular component: cytoplasm. The record is from RefSeq and is a predicted model, not a curated record. Bases 1 to 750 code for a protein of 249 amino acids. The transcript has 6 exons.